Messenger RNA from Strongylocentrotus purpuratus (purple sea urchin), 654 nucleotides. Its product is annotated as enhancer of rudimentary homolog. The record is from RefSeq and is a predicted model, not a curated record. The transcript has 4 exons. The coding region runs from base 16 to 393 and encodes 125 amino acids. NCBI's taxonomy places the organism in Eukaryota, Metazoa, Echinodermata, Echinoidea, Camarodonta, Strongylocentrotidae.
AGCUAUGGAAGAAUCAUGGUUAGCAAGCAAGAAAACUGCAAACUCAGGAGAGAUUAUUCUGCUCUAAUACUAACAUGUAGAUAUCAAGUAGGAGCUCACACAAUUUUGCUCAUCCAGCCAUCGACUCCAGACUCAAAGACCUACUCGGACUACAACAGUAUCAAGGAGUGCAUGGAAGGUAUUUGUCGGAUCUUUGAAGAGCAUCUGAAGGCAAUACAUCCAAGUAGUCCAUCAAUAACGUAUGACAUCAGUGAGCUAUUUGAAUUCAUUGAUAAGAUGCAGGAUCUCUCAUGCCUGGUUCUGGACACGGAAACUAAAUGCCACUACGUACCAAAGAACAAGUUCUGGAUCAAGGAGAAGAUCUACGUCACUCUGAGCAAGGAAGCAGCCUAGUAGCACCACUCACUGUAGGACGGAUGAUGAUGCUGCCUUCUAUCUCUUUCUGUUUGUAAAUAUGUGCAUACAUGUACAGUUUUUUUAUAAGAUGAAGUAGCUUAAGAACAGACUAGCUGUGAUAGUGUAUUAUGAACGAGAUAUUUACAGAAGCGUUCCCAGAUGGAAGCGGUUAAUAACUAAAGGCCUUUUAGAUCUUGUUAUCAAGAAUGCGCUGUUUACAUCCAGGUAGUCGAAACUCUUUGUUUUGAUUUCAAUUAA